Messenger RNA from Aspergillus nomiae NRRL 13137, 993 nucleotides. RefSeq names its product TauD/TfdA dioxygenase family protein. The transcript is spliced from 6 exons. Gene Ontology annotation, cellular component: cytoplasm. Bases 1 to 993 code for a protein of 330 amino acids. NCBI's taxonomy places the organism in Eukaryota, Fungi, Ascomycota, Eurotiomycetes, Eurotiales, Aspergillaceae. The record is from RefSeq and is a predicted model, not a curated record. Gene Ontology annotation, molecular function: 2-oxoglutarate-dependent dioxygenase activity.
AUGGAUCAAAUACCAGCAUCCUUCCCCAACUAUCUCCCGGUUCCAGAGCUAGAAAGAUAUCCGCCCCUGGAGCCUUUCGAACACUGUGAGCAUGGGACAAAUGCCGAUUCCACCUUUCCUGACCUCUUUCCCCAAGGGAUUGGCGUCAUCGAGCAUCUCACUCCUCAGUUCGGCUCGGAGGUGAGCGGCAUCCAACUAAGCCAAUUAACGAACAAGGGUAAAGACCAGUUGGCCCUCUUUGUUGCCCAACGAAAGGUUGUGGCCUUCCGAGACCAGGAUUUCGCCCAUCUAUCCAUUGAUGACGCCCUUGAGUAUGGUAGCUACUUUGGUCGUCAUCUCAUUCAUCCAACCUCAGCUGCCCCCAAAGGCUACCCUGAAAUCCAUGUCGUCCACCGUGGCCCUGAGGCCAAAACCUGUGCGAAUGCCUUGCAAUCCCGCAAUAGCGCUGUGUACUGGCACUCUGACCUAAGCUUCGAAGAGCAGCCACCGGGUACAACCUUUCUUUACGUCCUAGAUGGACCCCCAAGUGGAGGCGAUACUAUCUUCGCGGAUAUGGUUCAGGCGUACCAACGGCUUUCACCUGCCUUUCGUGAAAGGCUACAUGGACUUACAGCUGAGCACACGAGUGCGGACCAUAUCCAGAGUGAGGGGGGCAACUCGCGCCGGCCAGCCAUCACCACGGCACAUCCAAUUGUGCGCACUCAUCCGGCCACUGGGGAAAAGGCGAUCUUUGUAAACGAUGUCAUCACUAAGCGUAUAGUUGGGCUCAAGAAGGAAGAGUCAGACCUUCUACUUAAGUUUCUGUUUGACCAGACGGCCUUCUCUCACGAUCUUCAGGUGCGGCUUCGAUGGAAGCCAGGUACGGUCGUGGUAUAUGAUAAUCGCGUGACCUCCCAUGCAGCGCUUUUUGACUUUGAAGACGGAUAUCGACGCCAUUUGGCAAGACUCACGCCUCAGGCUGAAAGGCCAUACGAGACGCCAUUUGAGGAAUAA